GGCGCGAUCGACAGUCCCGCUAGCGUCUCCUCUACCAAACCCCAGGACUGGAAGAUGUGGCAGCCGGCCACGGAGCGCCUGCAGCACUUUCAGACCAUGCUGAAGUCUAAAUUGAAUGUCCUAACACUGAAAAAGGAACCUCUCCCAGCGGUCAUCUUCCAUGAACCAGAGGCCAUUGAGCUGUGCACGACCACACCGCUGAUGAAGACAAGGACUCACAGUGGCUGCAAGGUUACCUACCUGGGCAAAGUCUCCACCACUGGCAUGCAAUUUUUGUCAGGCUGCACAGAAAAGCCGGUCAUUGAGCUCUGGAAGAAGCACACGCUAGCCCGAGAGGAUGUCUUUCCAGCCAAUGCCCUCCUGGAAAUCCGGCCAUUCCAAGUGUGGCUCCAUCACCUCGACCACAAAGGGGAGGCCACAGUGCACAUGGAUACCUUCCAGGUGGCCCGCAUCGCCUACUGCACCGCCGACCACAACGUGAGCCCCAACAUCUUCGCCUGGGUGUACAGGGAGAUCAAUGACGACCUGUCCUACCAGAUGGACUGCCACGCCGUGGAGUGCGAGAGCAAGCUCGAGGCCAAGAAACUGGCCCACGCCAUGAUGGAGGCCUUCAGGAAGACUUUCCACAGUAUGAAGAGUGACGGGCGGAUCCACAGCAACAGCUCCUCCGAAGAGGUUUCCCAGGAAUUGGAAUCCGAUGACGGCUGAAUGAACUUGAGACGCUUCAGCAAAGGCAGCAUUGGUCACGGAGUUCAAGGGAAUCGAUGAGUAAGCAACGUUUCAAAUUCGGGAUGAAAAGACUGCCAAACUAUUGGCUGACCAAGCUUUUUAAAUUCAGAAGAGCAAUUCUAAAUCUAAAGAAAUGUAUCAUUAAAGUAAUUACGUUACAUUGAAACCUGCUGCUGCUGUGACUGUGAGGAGGGUGGGAGUGUGGAUGGGGAGGAAGGUUCUAGACUCUCUUCUUGUUUUUCUCAUUUCCCAAUGCCUCUCUGUGGGAGAGCUCCAUGCCAGUUUUCACCACUCUCAGGCAAAUACUCUGCAGCUGUUAUUGGAUGGGCCAUUCCAGUCUGCCUUAUGAAAUUCCACAAGAAUGUUAGGGGCACCUAUGGGAUCUCCAGUGGGAUGGGCAGGGUGCUGAUGGGGACGCUGGCCACAGGGAGGAAGGAAUAUCUCUGUUCCUCUCCCAGGGCAGAUGCCCUCCUCUGUAUGCAAAUCAGCACAGCCUUUAUUGAGCUUUACAACUAACAACCUGAUAGUUGGCAGUUAAUUCACAGUUACAGAUAAUGCUUUUAUUUACAUAAAUAUACCAAGUAGUACCCUCUUAUUGUAUUCACUUCAUCUAUUUUCUUAGAAUACUUGCAAUUACUAAUGGCCCCUUCCCUUUCCCUCCUCCUGCCCUAUCCACCCUCUUUCCCCUUCUCACAUCCCUAGAGGGAUGGAAUCUCAACAUACAUUGCAGGACACCAAAAGGAAGAAAACAAUCAAGCAAAUGAAAUAAACAGUCAAACAAACCAGGAGUUUAGAACAACAACCCCAACAACAGAAGCCUUGGCAAAGGGUAAUGAGUGACCAACAAGUGAACACACUCUAUGUCAGCUCUCCUUUUAUCCAGCUGAGAUUUAUGGUAACUUAUUUAAUGAAUGGUCCUGUCCCAUGCAUCCUUGAUGGCAAGCUUCAAAUCCAAUUUGGUAUCACCACGGAAGCCUCGCUUCCAUCACUCAGCAUCGCACUUAGAUAGAGAAUGAGAUAAUCUUGGCUUGUCUAGA
Macaca mulatta (Rhesus monkey) is the source of this 1766-nucleotide messenger RNA. RefSeq names its product phosphotyrosine interaction domain containing 1 (gene PID1). Gene Ontology annotation, cellular component: cytoplasm. Gene Ontology annotation, biological process: negative regulation of D-glucose import across plasma membrane; regulation of cell population proliferation; regulation of reactive oxygen species metabolic process. The record is from RefSeq and is marked provisional. Lineage: Eukaryota; Metazoa; Chordata; Mammalia; Primates; Cercopithecidae.